UAUUAUCUGGUCUCUGGUGUAGGGCACGACAAAUGUCGCAGUAGAGGUUACAGCUUUCCCACUGUAUUUCAGUUUGUUACAUUGUGAACGGGCAGUCGGGCAGGCGAGCGGAACAAACACGAGUUAAGGUUUGCCUGAAAAAGCUGUUCGAGAUUGAAUUUUGACGGUUGUUCACGAGGCGCAACGCCAUGGAUGUGACCGACAGCAACAUGAACGCGUCGAAGGAAAAUUCCAAUUUGGAGCCGCCGAAGGAGAUAUUGUGUCCAAAUGUUCAAGAACCAGAUAUCAUCCAACACUUGAAGGUGAACUACGGGUUAACGAUUUCCAAGGUCAGCAGACUCAAUGGAUACGAUGACUGCAAUUUCAACGUUCAGGCUGAGAAAGAGCACUCGAACCCAAACAUCCAGCAAAUUGCUCCCAAUGGCUACUUCGUCAAAGUGUCCAACAUAAUGGAUUCGGAAAACCCAGAAAUGUUGCACGCGCAGAUGCAAGCAAUGCAACAUCUCGUCAACAAAGGGAUCCUGUGCCAGAGUUCGGUGAAGAGUAUUCAAAAUCAGGACUUCACCGACAUUAAAGCGACUACAAAAGCAGGAGAGGAAAGAACACAUAAAGUAUCAGUGAGGACCUUCCUUCCCGGAGAGCUGCUAGCCAAGGCCACCCUGACACCCGGCGCCUUGUACAACAUCGGUGCCUAUGUAGCCAAAGUUACUCAGGCUUUGGAGGUCAAAUCCAUGGCGACCUUAAUGAACAAAACAUCCUGGUGAGCGAGGUAGAUAGCGUGGCCAAUGAUAUUCAAGUCUGUGGACUCCUGGACUUCCAGGACUGCGCGUUCUCACACCCCGUCUACGACCUGGCUAUCAACGCGGGGUACAUGAUGAUGGUGGAGUCCACUCAAGUGCCUAGGCCACAGAUCCCUGGCUACCUGCUGGCAGGCUACUCCUCCGUGCUCUGUCUGAAUCAAGCAGAAGAAAAAGUGUUCCAUACGUUGGCGGCCUCACGCAUGGUGCAAAGUUUGGUGUACGGAGCUUACACUUACUGGCUUGACCCGUCCAACGAGUACCUCCUGGAAACGGCCAAAUGUGGCUGGGAUGCGCUUGUUACGUUUUGGAAGACCCCGAGAGAGACAGUUGAGAGUGACUGGAAACGAAUAAUUGGGUCUUAUAAGCCUUGAUCACAAGCUAAGCUAUAGAUCAAGCUUACAAUCAAUAAAAUAUUCUCAGGCUUUAUGCGUUAUGCAAGAAAUAUGUUAAUAAAAAUUAUGUUUUAAAAAAGAAA
Molecule: messenger RNA, 1275 nt
Organism: Aplysia californica (California sea hare)
Lineage: Eukaryota; Metazoa; Mollusca; Gastropoda; Aplysiida; Aplysiidae
Product: hydroxylysine kinase
Molecular function (GO): amino acid kinase activity
Source: RefSeq, a predicted model, not a curated record